UUUCAUUCAAAGUUACUCGCCGCGAGUUUGAAUUUGGUGUGUGUCUACAUGAAUCUGGCUGACUUUUUCUUAGAACUGAAGUGAACCCCACAAUAACAAUAUGGGUUCAAGGCCUCCACGAUGGUUAAAAUGUCCCCGCAAAAGUACAGUGAUAAAUGGAAAGUUCAUUGCUUUCAAAACAUUUCUUGAUGACAAGUUUAGCUCACAAGUUCCUUUGGAAGAUAAUUUUCAAUUUCCUAUGUUGAAAUCAUAUGUGCAAGGAAACAAGGCAGAACUUGGCCUAAUCAUCGAUCUUACAAAUACCAACAGAUUUUACAACAAAUCAGUGAUAGAACAAAAUGGCGUUAGUUAUUGCAAGUUGGCUUGUAGAGGCCAUGGAGAAGCACCAUCAGUUGACCAAACUAAAAUGUUCAUAAGAAUUUGCAAUACAUUUUUAGAGAAAAACCCAGGAAAAAUAAUAGGAGUUCACUGUACACACGGCUUCAAUAGGACUGGAUUUCUUAUUGUGGCCUAUUUUUGUGAGAUAGAAGAAUGGAGCGUAGAUGCUGCUGUGAAUUAUUUUUCCAGCUGUCGGCCACCUGGCAUUUACAAAGGCCAGUAUUUAAAAGAUUUAUUUGAGCGAUACGGUGGAGGUCCACAAGAUGCUCCAAACGCACCUGAACUUCCUGAUUGGUGUUACGAGGAAGAAGGUGGACAAGAUGAUGAUGAUGGUGUUGAUGACCAACAGGAGAGCAGACCGGCUAAAAGACGAAGAAGAGCAUAUAAUGAGAAUGCCAAAUUUGCAGAAAACUUAGAAAUUGAAACUGUCACAGCCCGAGGUGCUGAGCGAAUACAAGAAAUUUGUGAAGGAAUGUUAAAUUGGGACAGAGGAAAUUUUCCAGGCUCGCAGCCUGUGUCAAUGGAUCGAAAAAAUAUCGAGUUAAUACAUCUUCAUCCAUACCGUGUUACUUGGAAAGCAGAUGGUACCAGGUAUUUGAUGUUGAUCCUCAAACAGGGCGAGGUUUAUUUCCUUGAUCGAGAUAACAGUGUCUUCACAACAGAUAAAUUCACUUUUCCGCGUCGCAAAAAUCCAGAUGAACACAUCUUCGACACAUUGAUUGAUGGGGAACUUGUGAUGGAUAAAAUCGGGGACCAAAUGCAUCCAAGAUACCUGAUAUACGAUAUUGUGAAAUUCGAGGGUCAAGAUGUUGGACAUACUGAUCUCGAAAGAAGGUUGUUGUGUGUCGAAAAAGAAAUAAUAAAACCACGGGAUGAAGCUGUACAAUCUAGAAGGCUUGAUAAAAGUAGAGAACCAUUCAGUAUACGUAAAAAAGAUUUCUAUCCUAUCGAGCAAUGUAAUUGGCUGUUGGAAAAAUUUGUCCCCAAAAUCACUCACGAAACAGAUGGUCUUAUACUCCAACCAGUUUUAGAUCCGUACACGCCUGGGCAGUGUCCUGGCCAACUAAAAUGGAAACCGCACGAACUGAACUCUGUUGAUUUUCUGUUGCAAAUUGUAACUGUUAAACAAUAUGGUUGUUUACCAGAAAAAGUUGGACAACUUUUUGUUCAAGGUUACGAUCAACCUUUCUCCACGAUCAAGAUGAACGCAGAGUUAAAACAUUACGAUAAAAGAAUUAUUGAAUGCACUUGGGACGGGUCGCAAUGGAAAUUUCUGAGGCUGAGAGAAGAUAAAAGUUUUCCAAACGCGUUUAGGACAGCGAAAAGCGUUUGUGAAAGUAUACAAUUUCCUGUUACCAAGGACGACCUCUUAGAAUAUAUAAACAAAUAUGGCUACCGUAGUCACGGUUCGCAUCAACAUCAGCAAAGACGAUAACGAAAGGUUUAUCCAUCGAGUUAUUUCAUUCGAGUUGUUUGGUGGCUGUUUAUACCGUGGCGCUUAUCACAGGAUUGGGAAAGGAUUCGUUAUAUGGUAUCCAAAAAUGAAUACUUUUUUAUAUUUUAAUGUCAAUUUAUAGUUUAAUGAAGAAAAUAUUUAUUUAAAUUGACUUUAUAAACUAA
Molecule: messenger RNA, 1998 nt
Organism: Hydractinia symbiolongicarpus
Lineage: Eukaryota; Metazoa; Cnidaria; Hydrozoa; Anthoathecata; Hydractiniidae
Product: mRNA-capping enzyme-like
Exons: 18
Coding region: 101-1813 (570 amino acids)
Biological process (GO): protein dephosphorylation; 7-methylguanosine mRNA capping
Molecular function (GO): ATP binding; mRNA 5'-triphosphate monophosphatase activity; mRNA guanylyltransferase activity
Source: RefSeq, a predicted model, not a curated record